AUGCAUUUAGUGGACACUAAAUUCCUUCAUCAAGUUCGAGUGGUGCUAUUGGAAUGGAGAAGGACACAUGAUCAUGAUGAUGAGAAUUCAAAUUAUUUUUCGGAAUGGAGGUUUCGAAUACCACAAGAAAAUUACGACAAGUUAUGUUUCAAAAUGAGAAAUCAUCAUCAUUAUAUUCCGAAAGCCUUUUCAAUGAAAUUUCAAGCGGUUCAUGGUGAUGAGAAUCACAAUGAAUUAUUGUUGGAAAAAGAAGAAUCGCCGGCUUUUGAUGUAAAGAUUUGUUAUACCUUUCAAUGGAUUUUGAUUUCAAAAUUUGAUGAACAUGUCAUUCAAGUGUUUGAUGCAGACAAGAAAAUAUUGAAAUAUCAAUUAUAUACACUGGAGAAACCAAGAAUGAUGUGUGUGGAAGAGAAUUGUAAAGGUGUCAUCCAUAAGAAUCUAAAUUCCAAUCAAUCGGAAGGAGGAGAAGAAAAGACUUUUCUAAUUUUUGGUCGUGACGAUGAAACGGUUUUCAAAAUUAAUUUAAAAUCCAUCUUGGAGAGAAUGCAACGUGGAUUAAAUUCAAGCUCCAUGACCACUGAUGAUGUCAUUUGGAAACAACUCAUUGAUACACCCAACGGCAUUUGUGUGAAAGAAUGUGAGGAGACGAGUGAAAACUUUGUCUAUGUUGUGGAUGGUUAUAGAGCUCGAGUGGUGGUUCUUCGUUCAAUGAAUGGAUCAUUGGUGCAGUACAUUGAUGCAGAGCAUGGUCUUAGCUUCAGUUCACCUUGGAGUAUUAGUGUCAUUCAACCUACGGGAGACUUGAUGAUCACAGAAGGUUUACCAUUUCCUCACAUUAGAAUCAUUCGACCAGAAAGAAGAAGAACAACUUCUUCCUUUGACAAUAAGACACCAUUACAACCUACACGUUGGGAAUGUGUGAAAAUUCUCGGUGAACAGCAUUUACGUUGGCCUUUAGGAGCAGUUUGUGAAAAUCAAACCUCAAAAAACAUUUAUGUGUGUGACAAGAUGAUGCCAGGUAUUUUCGUGUUGGAUCUCGAAGGUCAUUUGAUCACACGAGGACCUCCAUCAUCUCUCAAACGACAUGGUAAAAUCAAUUCUCAUUCACAUCCAUGUGUGACUCAAUGUUAUGCCGUUUGCCUUAAUGAAUGGACUGGAGAAUUGUUGAUUGCCACCGAUUCGAGUCAUUCUCUUUGUGUUUACAGGUGA
This is a messenger RNA of Naegleria fowleri, 1209 nucleotides long. RefSeq lists its product as uncharacterized. Gene Ontology annotation, biological process: proteasome-mediated ubiquitin-dependent protein catabolic process; protein polyubiquitination. The record is from RefSeq and is a predicted model, not a curated record. Lineage: Eukaryota; Heterolobosea; Eutetramitea; Acrasida; Naegleriidae. The coding region runs from base 1 to 1209 and encodes 402 amino acids. The transcript has a single exon. Gene Ontology annotation, molecular function: ubiquitin protein ligase activity.